CUCGACCCCGUCACCGUCGCCGCCGCCUCCGCCAGCCUUUCCAUUCACCAACCUUGACCUUUUUCACUCACCAUUUCUCAUCAUCUGUAAUAAACUAUCCUGACCUGACCAGGGAGGAAAAGAGAGCCUGAGAAAGUAAAGACAACCUAGCCCCCUGCGCGCAUUGCAACUGCUGUGCCUGGCUGGUUCUGUUCUGUUCCCCCCCAUUUCCCACCUCAAUUUCCUCUUCUUUCAGCUCCAUCUUAAAGGCAAUCAUUUCGCUUGCGCGCCCAGCAGCCCAAGGUCUUUUUUUUUCAGCCUCCGAUCCGCCCGCUUUCGCCUUACCUACUGUACGGAUACCACUGGCCUCUCUCCUCCGCCCGCCCUCCGUCCUUCCUCAUUCACACCGAGCGAGCUCCAUCCCCGACCGACGCAACCCCCCCGAUCAGGUUUCCUGACUUCUGCGGCCGUCUCGACAAUUGGGACAAUUCAUUCAUUCCUUCGUUCACUUCUGCGACCCUUUUGGCCGGUUUUACAGCUUCGCUUCAUAAUCGAUUUCUCGGUGCCGUUUGACUUCCAGCCUCCCCUGCCUCGGUCCAAACGCGCCGUAAUUUCCCACCGUCGCCCUUUUCCUCUUCGCCAGUAUACCCCGUCGACUGUUUCACACUCGCCGCUCCGAACUGCUUCGUUUCUUGUCACGAUUUAGGCCUCGAUAGGCCAUAUUUGAAAGAGUUAGGGGUUAUAGAGAAUAAGCUGGUUUUGUUUGUCCGUGGUCAACGACAAUAAUAGCAAACAUGUCAGACAAGCUACAAUCAAACCCGAACGACGAAAUUCAGCCGCAGGCGAACUCUGCCAAUGCUGAGAUGUCUAACCAGGGUCAAUUAUCUUCAGAAGGGGGAGCGAGCUCUAAGAAAGGUCGUGGUCUCCUUAAGGUCCCAUCAAGAUCAUCAUCACAGCGGAACCAAUCGUCACCAACAUCUACGGGGUUGAGUGGGGCUACAGUCAGCGAUCCCCGGAACAGCAUCGGCAGUCGAUCGAAAGACUCCAAAGGUAGCCUCCGUGCGCGACGACGGAACGGAAGCACUUCAAGCAACAGGACAGGCGGCGAGACUGAACCCACAAACACUGCUGCAAACACUCAGCCAAACUCUCCUGUCGCCCCCGCACAGAAGAAGAAGAGCCGUGGUGGCCUGUUGGCUUUUCUUGGAUGUUGUGGCACCCCCGAGGGCCCAGCUGGAAACGAAGAUAACAACGAAAACGUGCACAAGCUUGACGUCCUACCUCCGCGCCCAACUUCCGCAAGGUCACGAACCAACACUCCUCAGGAACAGCCCAGACCAGCCUCUCAGAGAGAACCUCAAACAACCGUAUCUGCACCAGAGCCAAAGGACGAGGCUACCUCGUCAGGCUCAGCCAACAACGAAACCACAGCGACAGAGCAAGCCAACAGGGAAUCGAAGCAAUCGAUUCCUCCUGCAGUUACAGUGGAGCCCCCCAAGCCCACACCCACAGAAGAGGAGCCAAAGGUAGCAGACAAGGCGGCUAAUGACGGUGAUGUGAACAUGCAAGAUGCUGCCACUGAAGAGCCAGAAGAGGCACCAUUGGCCCCUGCAGUCGAAGCCCCAGCCCAAAGGACGAUACCACCUCCUCCCCCACCCCCAGGUCCUGGUCCGGCUGUCGUGGCACCCAGCCAAUUCACAGACGCUGGCCCAUCAGCACCCGAGCCUCAGAAGUGGUUAUUGCCUCCCAUUGCCCCGGAGCACAAGGGUCGAAAAUGUCUUGUUCUCGAUCUUGACGAGACUCUUGUCCACAGUUCUUUCAAGAUCUUACAUCAGGCCGAUUUCACAAUCCCUGUCGAGAUUGAGGGCAACUACCACAAUGUCUACGUAAUCAAGCGACCCGGUGUCGACGAAUUCAUGAAGCGAGUUGGUGAGCUCUAUGAAGUUGUUGUAUUUACAGCAUCUGUUUCCAAGUAUGGAGACCCGUUAUUGGACCAGCUCGACAUUCACAAGGUCGUUCAUCAUAGACUAUUCCGUGAGAGUUGCUACAACCAUCAAGGAAACUAUGUCAAGGACCUGUCCCAAGUCGGACGUGACCUGAAGGAUACCAUCAUCAUUGACAACUCGCCCACCUCAUACAUCUUCCACCCACAGCACGCCGUCCCCAUCAGCAGUUGGUUCUCUGAUGCGCACGAUAACGAGCUACUAGACCUGAUACCCGUUCUCGAAGACUUGGCAGGGCCCAACGUGGCCGACGUCAGCCUUGUCCUUGACGUCACUCUCUGAAGCAUGAACCUUUCAUAAAACAACUUUUUUUUACUUUGUCAAAAACACUUUUCAACGAUUCGAACUACAACCCUUGAUCUGCAGAGUUGCCAUCAUAGCGGAAGGCGUUUGGUUGAGAGCUUUCGUUUCCUGGUGUAGAUGUACUAUUGUCUAAUCAUACAUAAUUGAGCGGGUGGCACGAAACGAAACGAAACGGACCUUACCAUUACGCUCCAACUUCCUUUUAUACAAAAGAUACCUGGCGGUCUUUGGUCGGCAUGCAUCAGCACAGAAGCCUCUUGAGGCAGGCUUUACCAUUACAUCUCACAGAUUCGAAGCACAAAAGAUGGAUCAGCAUCAGGAGAGGCAACGGGACACAUAUCAGGGGCUCUUCAUCUCCAGGGACGGAGAGGAAUGAUGAGUAGCAUGUCGUGUGCAGCAUACGCUGGGCUGGACUGGCUGGGCUGAAGCAACAGGCAGUCUCACAAAAAGAGCCAAGAACCUGUCUUACCAUAUCCUGGGGACGAUAGAGCUGGAGGAGGAACUGGACAAGUGGAGUGUAUGGGAUGAAGCGCCUUCGAAGCGCGGAAUGUUUUUUGUUAUCUUGAUUCCCUUUGUCUUACUGUUGUCUUUGCUACCGCUUCUUAUUCUUCAUCUUGUCGUUGUUGUUUAUUUUUUUUAUUUUUUAUUAUACACCACCCCCUGAUACAUUCAUAACGAGUCUGCGAGCGGACUCGGAAGCGAGCAAGAGAGCGUUUGUCGUUGAUAUCCAAUCGGCCUGACCAAAUGAUAGGAUCGACUGGUGUAGAGGCUACAGCCAUCUCUCCCAUACAUAGUCUCACUAAAUUGUAAAAUUUCUUAACAAAACAACCCAAAAAACAGAUGAUGGUGGCUUUUUUGAAUUGGAUAAAUCACAUGUUUUCCUUUUGAAGCUUGACUUGAAUUGGCAAACUAUCGC
Molecule: messenger RNA, 3201 nt
Organism: Fusarium verticillioides 7600
Lineage: Eukaryota; Fungi; Ascomycota; Sordariomycetes; Hypocreales; Nectriaceae
Exons: 4
Coding region: 774-2264 (496 amino acids)
Cellular component (GO): plasma membrane
Molecular function (GO): phosphoprotein phosphatase activity
Source: RefSeq, a predicted model, not a curated record